AUGUUGGAGGACAUAAGAUGUUGGGCAAUGCAGAGGUUAUGGAUGCAUAAGCAAAAAAGUUUGAGUUGGGAUUUGGACAUAUGCCUAAGUAUCAGAAGGGAGAUAGAGGACUUGAAAGAAGUGCAAAGAUUUUGGGUACCUUAUGUAAGUGGCUACAAAGAAUUUGAAGUGUUCUCAGGAAAUGAGAGGUAUGUUAUUGAUCUGAAUCAGAGGUCAUGUGGAUGCAGAAGCUGGCAACUCACAGGCAUUCCGUGUGUACAUGUCAUAUCAACAAUUUCACCAUUGAACCUAGAUGUGGAGGCUUUUGUAUCAAACUCCUAUACUAAAGCCUUUUUCCUUAGUAGCUGUGAGUAUAACAUCCACCCACUCAAUCAUAGUUCUGAGUGGCCACGUGUUGAAGGACUUCAUACUAUUUUGCAUCCAUUAAGGAGGAGGUUACCUGGCAGGCCAUGUGUCAAAAGGAAAAGAGAUCAGGCAGAAAGAGAGCUAAGUGGGCACAAAAGGCAUACUGUGUCAAGGGCAGGCAUUUGUCUAAGAUGUACCAUUUGCCACCAAACUGGCCACAACAAAGCCACAUGCCCAAGUACGUCAACUCCAGCUCCAAGCACAACAAGUCUAAGUUAA
Molecule: messenger RNA, 624 nt
Organism: Lactuca sativa (garden lettuce)
Lineage: Eukaryota; Viridiplantae; Streptophyta; Magnoliopsida; Asterales; Asteraceae
Molecular function (GO): zinc ion binding
Source: RefSeq, a predicted model, not a curated record